Corticium candelabrum is the source of this 691-nucleotide messenger RNA. RefSeq lists its product as uncharacterized. Bases 24 to 671 code for a protein of 215 amino acids. The transcript has a single exon. Lineage: Eukaryota; Metazoa; Porifera; Homoscleromorpha; Homosclerophorida; Plakinidae. The record is from RefSeq and is a predicted model, not a curated record.
GCAACUCUAGAGAACUAUCGGCGAUGGCUACGUUCCAGGUUGCACCUCCAGAGACGUUUGAUUUCUCGUCCCCUGAGCAAUGGCCAGGGUGGAGUCGUAGAUUUGAGAGAUUCCGAACCGCUUCAGGUCUCGUGGAGAAAGAAGACGCAAUGCAGGUCAGUACACUCGUGUACUCCAUGGGCGCUCAAGCAGAAGAUGUUUUAGCGUGUCUCACCCUCACUGAGGAGCAGAGAACGAAGUAUGCAGACGUCAAGGCUGGGUUAGAUGGCUACUUCGUAAAGAAACGAAACGUGAUCUUUGAAAGAGCAAAAUUCAACCAACAACGCCAGACGAGAGAUGAACCGGUCGAGACAUUCAUCACAGCGUUGUACAGCUUGGCGGAGCAUUGUGAGUUUGGGACACUCCGCGAAGAGCUAAUUCGCGACCGCCUGGUGGUAGGGUUGCGGGAUGCCAAAUUAUCGGAAGCGUUGCAGAUGGACUCAGAUUUGACUCUUUCGACGGCAAUAACAAAAUCUCGUCAGAGCGAAGCUGUAAAAGAGCAGCAGACUGCAGUUCGAAAAGAACUACCCUUGGAAUCUCAGAAGUCAACAGAGUUGGAAGCAGCUCAGACGCCGCGUGAAGCGAUCGCUAACAGGGCAACGAAAAAGCAAGCCGGCGCAUUUUCAAGCUAGUCGAGUCAGCAAAAAGCAAA